AUGCAGUUUCCCAGUCCUGGUCGCCAGGGACCCUCGCCAGGGACCCGAAGGCGUCUGGGGGCGGGCGGGAGGCAGAGCCCAUCGGCGGCGCGGGAGGAGAGGGGAGGACAGGAGCGGAGCCAGGGCACCGGGGCGCUGUGCUCCCGGAGGCAGACACGGACACGUCUGCGUCUCGCCGACAAGUGCCUUCAAGCCCGGCGGGGAGACACCUCCGCGGUCCGCGGGGCCACCGCCUGCCCACUCCGCCGGGCUUUAGAAGUUAUUUUGGCAGUGGUGGUCAUUAAAAGAGUUGCCCUGAAGGUUCCACAAGGUAAAUUACUUGCAGGAGAGCAUGCUUCACUCCAGGAAGAAUUUUCUUCUCUGCAGAUGUCACUUCAAGCUAUCGGCUGUACUCUGAACUGUGGUUGUCAAAGCUUCAAACCUGGGAAAAUAAACCACCGUCAGUGUGAGCAAUGCAGACAUGGUUGGGUAGCUCAUGCUCUAAGUAAGCUGAGGAUUCCCCCUAUGUAUCCAACAAGCCAGGUGGAAAUUGUCCAGUCCAAUGUGGUGUUUGACAUUAGCAGCCUCAUGCUCUAUGGAACUCAGGCCAUCCCUGUACGCCUGAAAAUCCUCCUAGAUCGGCUCUUCAGCGUACUGAAGCAAGAUGAGGUACUCCAGAUCCUCCAUGCCUUGGACUGGACUCUGCAGGAUUACAUCCGUGGAUACGUGCUGCAGGAUGCAUCAGGGAAGGUAUUGGAUCAUUGGAACAUCAUGACCAGUGAGGAGGAAGUAGCCACUUUACAGCAGUUCCUUCGUUUUGGAGAGACCAAGUCCAUAGUGGAGCUCAUGGCAAUUCAGGAGAAAGAAGAACAGGCCAUCAUCAUACCCUCUUCCACAGCAAAUGUAGAUAUUAGGGCUUUUAUUGAAAGCUGCAGCCACAGGAGUGCUGGUCUCCCCACCCCUGUGGAUAAAGGAAGCCCUAGCAGUGUGCACCCUUUUGAGAACCUCAUAAACAACAUGACCUUCAUGCUGCCUUUCCAAUUCUUCAACCCUCUGCCUCCUGCACUGAUAGGGUCACUGCCUGAACAGUAUAUGCUAGAGCAGAGUCAGGACCAAAGCCAUGACCCCAAACAGGAAAUCCAUGGGCCAUUCUCUGACAGCAGCUUCUUAACUUCCAACUCCACACCAUUUCAGAUUGAAAAGGAGCAGUGUUUAAACUGUCCAGAUGUUAUUACUCAAAAAGAAGAUGGUGCCCAUUUAAGUGACUCUAGCUCCUAUAGCAUAGUUACUAAGCUUGAAAGGACACAGUUAUCCCCCGAGGCCAAAGUGAAACCUGAAAGGAACAGCCUUAGCACAAAGAAGGGCCGAGUGUUCUGCACUGCAUGUGAGAAGACCUUCUACGACAAAGGUACCCUCAAGAUCCACUACAACGCUGUCCACCUGAAGAUCAAGCAUAAGUGCACUAUCGAAGGAUGUAAUAUGGUGUUCAGCUCUCUGAGGAGCCGGAACCGCCACAGCGCCAACCCCAACCCUCGGCUCCACAUGCCAAUGAACAGAAAUAACCGAGACAAAGAUCUCAGGAACAGCCUAAACCUGGCAAGCUCUGAGAGCUACAAGCGCCCAGGGUUCACAGUGAUGACUCCAGACUGUAGACCUCUCCCUGGCUACCCUGGUUCAGGGGAGGAAUCCCCAGGCCAACCAGCCUUCUCGAGCAUUGGCCAAGAUGGUGUGCUUUUUCCCAACCUAAAGACAGUCCAGCCAGUCCUUCCUUUCUACCGCAGUCCAGCCACUCCCGCUGAACUUGCAAAUACACCUGGGAUACUACCUUCUCUCCCUCUGUUGUCCUCUUCAAUCCCAGAACAGCUGGUUUCCAAUGAAAUGCCAUUUGAUGUUCUUCCCAAGAAGAAAUCCCGCAAGUCCAGCAUGCCUAUUAAAAUCGAGAAGGAAGCGGUGGAGAUUGCUAAUGAAAAGAGGCACAGCCUCAGCUCGGAUGAAGACAUGCCCCUGCAGGUGGUCAGUGAAGAUGAGCCAGAAGCCUGUAGUCCCGUGUCAGACAGAACACCGGAGGAACAGCACUCACUGUUGGGAAGCUUAGGAAAGCCUCUUUCCCAAGGAGAAAGGCCCUGCCACCUGGAAUCGGUGAUUGAGUCCCAUGGAGCCAUCAGCCGAACCUCUGAGCAGACCACACACAGUUCAGAGAGGGAGUCUGAGCAGAAGCUAGCACUGACCCUGGUGCCAAGGGAGGUUGAUGGUGAUGGCCGUGAACACCACUUCACACCUGGAUUGGAGCCCCGAGUUCCUUUUCCUGACUAUGCAGAACUGCAGCAGCGCCUGCUGACUGGAGGACUUUUCGGUGCUUUAUCCAACAGGGAAAUAACCUUUCCUUGUCUUGAAAAUUCCAAAGAACUACAGCACGUGAAUCAGCAUGUAUUAGUGAGGCAGAAGGAAGAAACUCGCUUCCAGUGCGACAUCUGCAACAAGACUUUCAAAAAUGCUUGUGGGGUGAAAAUGCAUCACAAAAAUAUGCAUGCCAAAGAGACGCACAUGUGCACGGUGGAGGGCUGUGGUGCCACUUUCCCGUCCCGAAGGAGCAGAGACAGACAUAGUUCAAACCAUAGUAUCCACCAAAAAGUAUUGAACCAAGAAGAAUUGGACAGCAGUGAAGACCAUUUCCAUGCAGCCUACCUUCUGAAAGAUGUGGCUAAGGAGGCCUAUCAGGAUGUGGCUUUCACACAGCAAGCAUCCCAGACAUCUGUUAUCUUCAAAGGAACCAGUCGAAUGGGCGGUCUGGUUUACCCAAUAGCCCAAGUCCACAGUGCCAGCCUAGAGAACUACAACUCUGGCCCCCCGAGUGACGGUACUGUGCUGGAUUUGAGCACUACCUCAAGCAUGAAGUCAGAGAGCAGCAGCCAUUCUUCCUGGGACUCUGAUGGGUCGAAACAGACACAGCCAGAAUCCCAACCUGCACAAGAGCCUGGCCUCAUCUCCAAGUCACCUCCAGUAACAAAUUGGCAGAACAAAAACUGUGACAAGAGUUUCUCGUAAUUCAGGAAUAAGGUAGUCCAAAGAAAUGCUUCUGACUGUCUAAUACCAUUUGGGGUAAGCCAGGCAAAAAGUAUCUGACUUGUCUAUUUAGUUUUAUAUAGCAGAAUAUGCAAAAGACAAGCUUUGUGGGAAGUUGACUUUGGGGUAUCCCUUCCUAGUACUAUUUUUCUUAACCGAAGAGAUAUUUCACUAACAUAAAGAAAACUUGCAGAAGUGCAGUUUUCUCCAGAUUUGUUUACACAUUCCCUGGAAUGGCUUCCAGUCUGCAGAUUAACAGUGGGGACCCAGGAGCUGGGGGCAGCUUCAAAUGAAGCCUGCAGGAUUAAGGGUAUUUGGUGAAGAAAUAUCCUGGGGGAAAAGAUUGUCACCACAGGAAAGAUCUUGGUCCCCAAAAUUCCAUUUUCAGUUCCUUCUUUUACAGCCUUAAGUUCAGACUUGAGUUGGGGAACAUGACUUUCUAGACCACCUUUCCAUGUGGAGUGGAGAAUGGCGCCCUCCCUCGUUCACAGGUUUCACAUGUUAUACCUGGGAGUUGCCAGAGGAAGCAAGGUUGGCUUCUACCGUGUUCCUUGUUAAUUCUUGAUCUAUGAUAUACAUUUAGAAGCUAAGGGGGAAAUGUGCACUUAAAAGUAGUGGCCUUCAAUUUAAUUUAAACUGAUUCUGAUAAUAUUUAACUUGUGUUCGUGUUACGUAUUUUGUAUGAGUGUGGACAAGUCACAGUGGCACCUCUGGAUCUCUGUUCAGAUGCAGAACAAAUGAUGACUAACGCUGCAAAAGCGCUGCCCAUUUUCAUUUGGUGAAUUUCAGCCUGUUCAUUUUGACCCCCAUGGAAUGAGUGCAAGCAUAAUUCUGGCAGGAGACACCUUUUUUUUUUCCUCCCAGACAUUUAGAGAACAAGGCUCUGAUGGUUGUUAUGUAUUUUCACUAUCACUGGAUCCCUCCAUCUUCACCCUUUUAUAAAUGUGUGAGAUUAGGAUGAACUUUGAAAUUUCCUUGGUAGAAAGAAAAGUAGGACAUUGUUGUCAUACUAUAUGUCUUAAUAUUUAACUUAUUCUGAAAUAUAUUCCACACUGUUAUACAUGUUUGCUAUUGUACAAAGAAGGUUUAAUCAGCCUUAUGGAAUGAGACCGUCUCCUGAAAUUUAGUAUUCACAGCAUCCUAAAAGCCUGCAGAGGCUAAAAAGAAAUUUAUUUUGUAUUGAGUCCAAGUUAACUGUCUUUUAAACUCAUGCUAAUUUAACUAAUAAAAAAUAUCCUUAAAGAAAAUCAAGGGUUAUAAGAAAUACUCAUUUGGCCUAGAGGUAAAAAAAAAAAAAAAAAAAAAAAAAAAAAAAGCAAAAUCUUGUUACUGAUCAUUUCAGCUUCUUUUUUUAAUUUUAAUAAAUGUGACCACUUAAAACUUAUUUCUGCUUAAAGCAAGCUAUAUUUUCCAAUUGUUUUCUUACCCAGAUGUUUAAUAUUCUG
Messenger RNA from Octodon degus (degu), 4487 nucleotides. RefSeq names its product basonuclin 1 (gene Bnc1). Bases 1 to 3024 code for a protein of 1007 amino acids. The transcript has 7 exons. The record is from RefSeq and is a predicted model, not a curated record. Gene Ontology annotation, biological process: regulation of transcription by RNA polymerase I. Lineage: Eukaryota; Metazoa; Chordata; Mammalia; Rodentia; Octodontidae. Gene Ontology annotation, cellular component: nucleus.